Callorhinchus milii (elephant shark) is the source of this 1553-nucleotide messenger RNA. It is a transcript of the gene cyb561, whose product is annotated as transmembrane ascorbate-dependent reductase CYB561. The record is from RefSeq and is a predicted model, not a curated record. The coding region runs from base 233 to 997 and encodes 254 amino acids. The transcript is spliced from 6 exons. Gene Ontology annotation, cellular component: lysosomal membrane. Gene Ontology annotation, molecular function: oxidoreductase activity. Lineage: Eukaryota; Metazoa; Chordata; Chondrichthyes; Chimaeriformes; Callorhinchidae.
GCUCAUUUGGUUCCUUAUACGUCAGUCAGAACAAGUUAACAGCUGUUCUUCCUGUUUGGAAAAGGUGCGAGUAUUUUGGUCACAAAGCCAUUCACAGUCAGACUAAGUUCCUGGCCCUCACAGCAGCAGGAAUUCAUGGGCAGAUUUGGUGACAAAGGAAAGGUGCGCACCUGUAGGAGCAGGCCUUUGUGAAAUCUGAUCUCUAAAUUAGGAACGGUGAUCCCAGCUCACAAUGGAGAACGGCCUAAUGGAUCAACCCAGUCGUGCCCAGCUGCCGUGGUUUAUUGCCCUCUCCCAGGUCAUUGGCCUGUCUGUCGUCGUCAUCACUGGUGUGUGGAUGGGUCACUAUCGGGGGGGCUUUGCCUGGGAUGGAAGUUCUCUGGAGUUUAAUGUGCAUCCACUCUGCAUGGUGAUUGGAAUAGUCUUUCUCUAUGGAGAUGCUAUUAUGGUCUUCAGAAUCUUCCAGAAUGAGAGUAAAGCUGCCGUAAAGAUUCUGCAUGGAAUCAUUCAACUAAUUGGACUAAUAGCAACAAUAAUAGGCUUGGUUGCAGUGUUUGAAUUCCACAUGGAACAAAAGAACCCAGACAUGUACAGUCUUCACUCCUGGUGUGGACUCAUCACUGUAAUCCUUUUCGGUUUACAGUGGCUGAUGGGAUUAGUCUUCUUCCUAUUCCCCGGUGCCAGCAAUUGGCUACGAGCCAAAUACAAGCCACUCCACGUGUUCUUCGGGCUGACUCUCUUCCUUCUUGCCAUCGCAACCGCAUUGCUGGGAAUCACUGAGAAACUGCUCUUCUCCAUCAGCGACGGCUACUCGAAGCAGGUGCCUGAGGGUAUCCUCGCUAACGUGCUUGGGUUGCUGCUGGUGGGAUUUGGACUCACGGUUGGUUAUGUAGUGACCCGGAGUGAAUGGAAACGCCCACCCAAUCCCGAAGAUGAGCCCCUCUCCAUGCAUUUCAAGACCCUGACAGAAUGCGAUAGCCCCGACUCUCAACAAUGAAACACAAGCCAGAGGCCAUCUGCAUGCGUCAAGUGAACAUCAAUAAUUUAGCAGAUUCAGUAUGUAUGUAGGGAAGUAUGUAGGGAGUGUCUGGGGAACAUUGAGGUCAUGUUCAGCAACACAGUUAUCAGACUUGUUAAGGCUUGCCUUCUCCCUCAUGCUAUCAUAUGCAAGUGAUAAGUAGGAAGUUCCCAGCCACUCGCUGUUUUAUGCAUUUGUGUCACGGCUGCCAGAUUUACGCAUGUUCACUUGACUCUGAUCAGUUUAAUUUAAGACGUCAUAGAAAUAAAUGUUCAUUGUUUUUACUGCUACGCCAAACCUGACUGCUUAGCGACGGGGCUGAGUUGGUUUAUUGGCCAGUGUCUUACUCCAGCUUCAUUCUUUCUCAGAUAAUUAACAGGGGCAGAAAUGAUUUAAGUCACCAGGUGAUCACUAAUUACUUGACCUACGGUGGCUGUUAAGUUACUUGGGAAAGAUCAGAGCUGGGAAUCUCCUUACCACACCUGUGUCUUUGUUUAGUGACACAUUAUGUUAUUUAAUAAAUGUUGCAGCAAAA